Messenger RNA from Erythranthe guttata (spotted monkey flower), 2588 nucleotides. RefSeq names its product protein LONGIFOLIA 1. Lineage: Eukaryota; Viridiplantae; Streptophyta; Magnoliopsida; Lamiales; Phrymaceae. The record is from RefSeq and is a predicted model, not a curated record. Gene Ontology annotation, biological process: regulation of monopolar cell growth.
GAAGGUGCAGCAGUUGUUGAAUUACUUGCAGCAGCAAAUAAUGUCAGCAAAGAUGAUGUCAUCUUUAUCGGACGAGAAUCGCAACAUUCAGAAGCAGAUUGGAUGCAUGAACGGCUUAUUACAACUCUUCGAUCGUCGUCAUUUCCUUACCCCCCGACGCAGCCAUAAGAAGCUACUUUUAGGUUCCCAACAACAACUGGAGUCCCAUAAUGCAACAAAACCUGUCAUGGAGAAACCAAGAUUGUCGACAGAGUCGUCGUCCCAAGCCACCUCGUAUUCAUCUUCUUCCUGUUCAUCAUCCGCAUUCUCGUCGCUCGAUCAAAAUCGAAAACCUAAACAAACACAAACACAAACACCUUCAAACAGACAAAAAACCGAUAUUUCUCAAAAAACCCAAUUCUCCGUCAAAGAAAAACAGCAGCUGAAAAAAACUCCCGAUAUUCGAGACCUAGUGAAGGACUCCAUGCACCGAGAAGCACGUGGUGUAAAUAUCAAAUCUUUCUCUAGCCAAGAAAGAAAAGUCACUGUAAUGAAACACAUGGACUCGCCCAGGCCUUUCACGCUCGCUCGUUUCUCUUACGAUGGAAGAGAAUCGCGGGAUUCUUUCAAGACCGCGAUGAAGCUCAAAGAACUCCCUCGAUUAUCGUUAGACAGCAAAAAGACUUCUUUACCCCUCGAGCCAAGAUCAUUGACCAGCCGAGUUCUACCGUUGGAUCAAGAAUCGGGAGGUCACAGUCACAGUAGAUCGUCGAGCAUUGUAGCAAAGCUUAUGGGCUUGGAAGAUUCUUUUCCCGAUAGUACCAUUUCGACAGACGAAAAUUUCAUUACAAAGACGAACUCGAAAUCAAAUUCGAAAGUUUCUGUCAGAAAAUCAACUACAUGUUCAAGGAUUCCAGUGGAGCCAGCUCCAUGGAAGCAACAAAAGUGCGGUCAAAAAACGUCUUUGCAGAGCAAGAAAGCUUCAAAAAAUAUCCCACAUCCAUCUUCGUCGGUUUACGGUGAAAUUGAGAAGAGAAUAACGGAGCUCGAGUUCAAACGAUCUGGGAAGGAUCUGAGAGCUCUUAAACAGAUACUUGAAGCAAUGCAGAAAACAAGAGUGAGAUUGGAAGAAAGUCAAACUCCGAAAGUCAACGUCCCGGAAAUGGGAACACCGAAAUUGCAAGUUCGCCAAAUUCAGGACCCUAAAUAUCGAAGGAAUAAUAAUAAUAAUCCAGCACAUGGAGAAAAGGCAAAAGAUGUUUCACCGAGAACUUACACGAAGAAGGACGCGUGGAAAAAUCAAGAACGAGCGCGAGCUUCCGAAAAUUGCACUACCUCGGGAAGCGGUUUCGGUGCAGUGGGUCCCAGAUCGCAACGGAAUAUACUCACGGCUGUAGGUGAAUCUCGUACUAACACCUCAUCGUUAGAGCCGAGCAGGGUCAGAAAGCACAUCAGCAGCAAGAAAGUGACGGAGAAGUUUCAUCAGAACAGAAAACAGAAAGUGAAAUCAACGGAUUCGCAGUUAAGUGACGACCAAUUGAGUGAGCUUAGUAGUGAGACGAGGCAAUCGAGCUACCACGGUGAUACAGCUUCAAUAAAAUCAGAACACAUGUCGGAUAUAGAAACAGAGGUCUUAAGUUCGAUCAACACGAAUACUCGAGAACAGCAGAAUUCAGUGUCGCCACCAAAAGAACACAUGUCGGCGGUCGAACAACCAAGUCCGGUUUCAGUUCUUGAUUCUACAUUCUACGGUGAAGAUUCACCAUCUCCAGUAAAGAAUAUAUCAACACCUUUUAGAGACGAGAGCCCGAGUCCCGAUGAAGCAGAAUGGCACGUCGAGAAUCUAAAUCAUUCAACACACUUCACAAAAUACGAAAAGAACGAAACUGCUGUAAAUCACAAUGGACCUGUGUAUUGGAGCCUCGAUCCAUCUCACAGAUACAUUAACAAGAUACUACAAGCAUCAAAACUCCUCGAAGACACAACUCCAACAGCCAAUCAGCUCCUCUCUUCGUGCCCUCUGAUUAAUCCCGACGUGUUCCAUGCCCUUGAAGAAACAGAGGACCCUUUGGAGGAAGCAAAUGGAGAAUUCACUGAAAAGAAUAAUCAGAUUAAGUUAAAUCAGAAAAUCGACAGAAAAAUUGUUUUUGAUGCUGUAAACGAAAUGCUGGUUCGCAAAAUCACUUCGGGCAGAUUUUUCACACUCGGAAGGGAAAGGGUUGGCAUGAAAGAGCUCGUAAAAGAAGUUUACUCGGAAAUGGACAAUUUGUGUAGGAUGCCAUAUUGCAACGUUGACGACAACGAUGAUGGAUCGAUUGGACUUGUGACUGCAGAUAUGAAGUAUCGAUCGGAUGAAUGGACGGAUCGGAGUUGUGAGUUUUCGGGUUUGGUGUUAGAUAUUGAACGGCAGAUCUUUAAAGACUUGAUAAACGAGGUUGUCAUAGGUGAAGUUAUGAGUCUUUCUGAUUGGCCGAAGAGGCAUAGUAGGCAACUCUUUAACUAGUGGUGUUUCUGUCUGUAUGCGUAAUUUUCCUCGUUUUUUGCUUCUUCUGAAAUGAUAUAACUAUAAGCACAUAUAUCUCAUUAACACGAAGGUGCCUUUCAUUUCU